CGUGAGCACAAAGUGUGUGUUUGGAUUUGGCUUCCGCCCGGUUAGUCAUGUUCAUCUCACAAUCCGGGGCAUUCAGAGUUGCCGAGUUGUGAUAUAGAGGAGUGAGAAGGUAUCCCAGAAUCUAGAGGUGAAGCAGCUAUGGCCAUGUCUUCCGCGGUCUUCACACCGUUGCCGAUUUCGUCCUCAUUGCGGUGCUCUGCUGCUGAGUCCAGCAGCAAUGGCGCCAGCCCCAGCAAUGUUGAGUCCUUGAAGCUGCCGCAGCUGGCCGUGUCUAGGUCACAGCCACUUUCCGUGAACCAUGGGGAAGCGUCGGUUAUGUCCGUGCUGCACCCCGGUCUGGAGCAUGUCAAUGUCAUGUACUUCAAGGGCACUUACAACACUCAGGUUUUUGUCGGAGAGGACGAGCCAGCAGAUUCAGUCGUGAGGAGGUUCAGGAAAGCUGUCAUGGCUGCCGGAGUGAUCCCCGAAUGCAGGCGCAGGAGGUACCACGAGACUCCCCAGGAUAUUGUGAAGCGCAAGCAGAAAGAGUCCCACCGCCGAAAAGCAAGUGGCCGAAGGUUCAAUGGUCCCCGACCUGAGGGAGGAUAUGGGGAGAAGAAAGAAGCUGCUGCCUCAAAUGACGAUGAUGAUUUCUGGGGUUAUGCCGAAGAGGGAGCAGAUGUGGGUUUGUAGGAACUUGUAUUCACUGCAGGUCACUGUGAGCAAUUUUAGCGAGCUUUGGGGCAAGUUUCCCUUGCUCGUAUCCAACGAACGACAUCUCACCAAAUUCUGCCUGACUUUGUUGUUGGUCGACAUGUAUGAAAAGUUGAGAUGCGUAUUUUUAGUUUAGGACAUCUUUGCAAAAGCGUAGUGUGCCCAAACGGUUCCUCAGGUGUUAUCAAUGAAUGUUGCAUGUACAGGUUUGAUUAUGUGAGUUAACACAUAUUACUCGUA
Molecule: messenger RNA, 933 nt
Organism: Physcomitrium patens
Lineage: Eukaryota; Viridiplantae; Streptophyta; Bryopsida; Funariales; Funariaceae
Biological process (GO): translation
Cellular component (GO): ribosome
Molecular function (GO): structural constituent of ribosome
Source: RefSeq, a predicted model, not a curated record